AUGACUAUUGCUGCAUAUGCGUAUGAAACAAAUGAAGCAAGAAGAGCACAUGAACUAGUAAAUGAAAACUCAACUUUAACAGUGGAAGGUAACAAUUUAGUCAUUGACGAUGGAAAAACUAAAAAAGUCAUUGAUUUCGAUACUUUUAACACUUAUGACCCAUUCAUUACAAUAAGUAAAGUUCCUAUCAUAAAUGAUGGAACGGUGCAAUAUAUAAAUUCUACAGUAGAUGCCUCAUUAGUGAAAGUAUUAAAUGUUCUCAUUGAAUUGUUAAAGAGCUUUCGAUUUGACGACAACAUUAAAUGCCUAAAGAAUUUAGUCAUGAAUGAGAAACAAAUUCUCGGCGUUGCUGGUAGCAGUAAUGAUGUACACCUUAUGACAUUAGAAUAUUAUAACGAACAUAAAGAUGAACUGAAAGGAGAGAAGGGUGACACUGGAGCUCAAGGACCACAAGGAAUACAAGGAAUAAAGGACCUCAAGGCGAAAACGGUUUGGAUGGUGAAGAUGGAAAGGAUGGAAAAACUGCUAAAUCAUGGAUAUGGAACCUUAUAA
Trichomonas vaginalis G3 is the source of this 552-nucleotide messenger RNA. RefSeq names its product organellar and viral DNA polymerase type B. The transcript has a single exon. Lineage: Eukaryota; Parabasalia; Trichomonadida; Trichomonadidae. The record is from RefSeq and is a predicted model, not a curated record. The coding region runs from base 1 to 552 and encodes 183 amino acids.